UUGAUUCGAAUCUUGCUUUUGUUGGUUAAUUUUCAUUAUUGUUUUGCUCCUCAUGGCGAAAUAAUCGUUUUGAAUAUUUUUCCGUCGCGAGCAACGAAAAACAUAAAGUUUAAAGCGUAAACUCCCCACGUCGCGCUAUAAAAAUUUUCAAAUGGCCGUGCUGGCACCGGGCAUGGACGAGAAGAUAAGCGCGACAAACAUUAAGAAAAAAACGCUUCUGACGGCACAGGACUUGAAAUUUGCGCGGAGGUUGGCGGAAAACGAUCCAAAAAUAAGACAACGAGCCCUCAAACACCUCAAGGAUUAUUUGAAUGUGAGGUCCCAGAAUACAGCGUGGAGCAGCGACAACUUGCUCAUACUAUGGAAAGGUUUGUUUUACUCCAUGUGGAUGGCGGAUAAGCCGCUCGUCCAGGAAGAAUGCGCGGAAAACAUAGCGGGCUUGAUACACUCCUUCAACACGUUCACAGAGGGGAUGGAAUUUUUUCGAACUGGUUUAGUCACCUUACAAAACGAAUGGUUUGGUAUCGAUCAGCACCGGCUCGACAAAUAUUUGAUGCUGGUGCGAAGGGUGCUGCGACAAGCCCUGAUGGUUUUAGCCAAGGUGAGCUUUAAAAAAAAGUUCAACCUCGAAUUUAGCACAGCUUUGGAGGACACCGUGUUGAGUACAACCAAUAGAGUGCCAAUAGGAUUGUUCAUGCACUUUACCGAGAUUUAUUUAGAAGAAGUGGCCAAAACGUCGUUCAAGAAACUACAGAAGAACCGAUUCGUAGACCUCGUCAGGCCGUUCAUUAUCAAACUCGCAUUCGCUUCGGAUCCCCGGGAGACCAAAUGGAUAAGCAAGUUUAUUUUAACGCAACUGAUGAAACAACACAAGCUCGGCAUUGAGUACAAGGAAAAAUAUGAAGUCUGGCGUUCCCUGGGUUUCCCGGGUUCUAUAACCCAAAUACAAAAAGUUAACGUGUCGUCGACGGAGGACGACGCUGAAGAACAAGCGCCUACAGCAGAGCCGCUGGACCCCAGGGCGGGAAGGGUCGACGUCGAGCUGUCUCCCAUAAAUUUUGACCCCGCGGAUGUUGCGGAAACCCUGACCGAGUUCGUCGGCGACCAGAAGACGUCUGCCACGUCGAGGAACGUCCUGAGAUCGUUUUCCGAUAACUUUAAAGAACUGUCCCUGGGGCGAUACCCGUUGGGCGCGAAGAAGGCGAAGAGAAUUGCGGACGACCAGAGGACCGACGACGUGGACGUUACGAAAGCGGCCAAAAAACUUAUGAAAUUCGAACGGAAACUGCUGGCGCGGGACAGGAAAGACAGAAAACGGGCAGCGGCACCCUCGAACGACGGCCCCGUCGCGAAAAAGAAGAGGAAAGGAGCUCGAAGUGGCCCAGACGAUGGCGACGAGACCGCGGAUGGCGCGGACAGGAAGAAAAGUUACCGGGAAGUUAGAAGUGAGAAGAAACUGAGGAAGAUCGAGAGGCAAAUCAUCGAGGACAUGCCGUACCUCAAGAGUUUGCCGGACGACGCUGACGUCGAGUACAUAUUCAAGCGGAAUUCGGGGGUGUGGUUCGUGACUAGCGAGCCGGUUGGACCAGUGCCGGCUCCCGGCCCGCAUGUCUUUUCAAAACCGCUCCCGAUGCCCAACAAGGCCGCGAAAAAGGAAGAUCACGAAUCGGACGGGAGCCCCGAUUACAAAACUACCAACGUCGACGACGCCUUGACUGGAGGCCGAGAACAUGUUUUACCGUCUCCGACCAAAACCGACAAGAAAAUGUCGAGAACUGAUCGGGAACUGAAGAGGAUUUUCGACGAGUUCGAAGGGAGAUCCUCGAACGGCGUCUUCAGUUCGCAACCUUUGCUACUGACGCCGAAACCGAGGCUUUCUUCGACUCCGAAGAAAGUCCGAAUCAACACGAAGAUGAAUGUGUCCCAGGAGAUUUACGAGCAUGUGCUACGGGUGGUUUCGUCGCCACAAAUCCCGUACGACGGUGCGAAGAAACCGGCUAGACCGGUGUUGAAACCCACCAGGAAGGCCAUACCCAUCAAUCCGUUUUACAAACUGAAGAAAAGCUUCUUUGAUGGUCUUUGACGUGGCCCCUCGAUGUUACGGCCCUUCGUUGAAUUACAAACAGAGAUGUAUUUUUCAUCCACAAUAAAAGCAAUUUUAA
This is a messenger RNA of Cylas formicarius (sweet potato weevil), 2162 nucleotides long. RefSeq names its product ribosomal RNA processing protein 1 homolog (gene Nnp-1). The record is from RefSeq and is a predicted model, not a curated record. Gene Ontology annotation, biological process: rRNA processing. The transcript has 8 exons. Gene Ontology annotation, cellular component: nucleus; preribosome, large subunit precursor; preribosome, small subunit precursor. Bases 152 to 2083 code for a protein of 643 amino acids. NCBI's taxonomy places the organism in Eukaryota, Metazoa, Arthropoda, Insecta, Coleoptera, Brentidae.